GGGUCUGUUUGGCGAAUAUGCAGAGUGGCGGAUUAAAAAUUGCUGACAUUUUCGUACAUAAAGAGCAGUUCUCUGAGUAGAUUCCUUGUCCGACAAGAGCUCGCGCCUGUAGAUUGUCUUUUGGUUCGGUGCCUCUGAUUAUCUUGAACGAAAAUGGGCCGUAAGAAGAAGGGAGGUGAGGGAGGCAAGCGCGCCACCACCAAUGUCGGCGCCGUCUUUGAGCAAUCUCAGGUGCAAGAGUUCAAGGAGGCAUUCCUUCUUCUGGACCAGAACAGAGAUGGCUUCUGCGACAAGGAAGACAUGAAGGACACCUUCGCUUCCCUGGGUAAGCCCCCAGAUGAGGAGAAGGUGAACAGGAUGAUAGGAGAGGCAUCAGAACCGAUCAGCUUCACCGUCUUCCUGGCCCUUUUCGGAUCCAAGAUGUCCGGCUCUGACCCCGAGAGUGCCCUCCAGGGUGCCUUCAAGCAGUUCGACCCCAGGAACAAGGGAUUCCUACCAAAGGCCCUAGUCAAAGAAGUCUUCUGUGAGAAGGGUGACAAGUUCAAGGAGGAAGAGUGGAAUCAGCUGCUGGCCGGUGCCGGACACGUUGUCGAUAAGAAGGGCCGUUUCCACUACCCAGCCUUCUGCCGCUUCCUGAAGGGUGGCGAGGAAGAGGACGUCGACGAGUAAUAGAUCAGAUAAAUGGAUAAUGAGAGUUUGCUCCACAUGAUCCGACAGAAUUUGUCUCUUGUACAUCAUCUCUCCUCCACGUUGGUCGGCGCAUUGUCAGCUAUAUGAAAAGGUUACCACCUGUUACAGGUACAAAUUUCGUCGCUCAUGUGGGUCAAAACUAUGACAGGGUACGGGGGUAUAGUUUGAACAACCUAUUUGCCAUUUGUUAUUUCUGAUAACUAGAAGUGGGUACACGACAGCCAGGAAUAGCAUUUCGUCUUCAAGCUGGACUCGGCUUGUCAUGUCCCCACAUUGGUUAUGGAAUAGUGAUUGCAAUGUCAUUUUUUCAUGGACAGACACGUGGAAUAAACACUAGCCUGCCCACCCGA
Branchiostoma floridae (Florida lancelet) is the source of this 1040-nucleotide messenger RNA. RefSeq names its product myosin regulatory light chain, smooth muscle-like. Gene Ontology annotation, cellular component: cytoplasm. Gene Ontology annotation, molecular function: calcium ion binding. The record is from RefSeq and is a predicted model, not a curated record. NCBI's taxonomy places the organism in Eukaryota, Metazoa, Chordata, Leptocardii, Amphioxiformes, Branchiostomatidae.